AUGUCUGAAGAAAGGAAUGGAUCACAACCUGCGGAAAGCAAUACUGAUAUUGACGUGAAGACACCGUCUUUAUCUGUUGAGGCUACAGGCGUUACUGAAAACAUUGGUAACGAUGAUAUUAAUGUGGAAGACGAAAAAGUGGGAGAACCAGACGAGGAAAAGGAGGCCGAAAAGGAAGGAGAGGAAGGAGAGGAAGAAGAGGAAGAAGAAGAACAAGAAGGCAUGGAUGAUUUAUUUGGAGAUGAUGAAGAUGAAGACAAAGAACAAAGAGGGUCUGAUGAUGAAGAAGAAGGAUUUAUUGUAGAGGAAGAUGACGAAAGUGCUCAACGUAGACCUGAAGAUAUGGAUGAUGAAGAAGCAAUGUACACUAGAAAGUUCUACGGUGAUACUGACAAAUAUUCUGAUAAUGAAGAAGAUGCACAUGAUUUUAAAGAGGCCAAUGUUGAAAUUAUAAGACAUAUGGUACCUUACAAGACAUCGUCUGAUCAAGCUGACACAACUAUUUAUUAUGCGAAAGUUCCACCAUUCCUAACUAUUGAUCCUAUACCUUUUGAUCCCGUAAGUUUUGAAACUAAAGUUAAGGAUAGAUUGGCAGAUUAUUCAUCACGAGAAGAUCAAUUGGGUGAUAGAUUAAUUGAUGAAAAUACUAUAAGAUGGAGAUACUCUCGUGAUCAAAAUCAAAGAGUUUUCAAAGAAUCGAACGCUCAGAUAGUUCAAUGGUCUGAUGGUUCCUUCUCAUUAAAAUUAGGAGAUGAAUAUACAGAUAUUUUGGUCAAUGAUACAGAUAAUACCUUUUUGACUGUCUCACAUGAUCAACAAGAAUUAAUGCAAUGUUAUAAUGGUGGUGAAAUCACCAAGACAAUGAUGUUUAUACCAACGUCUACGAACUCUAAAAUUCAUCAACAAUUAAGUAAAGCAGUCACCAGAAGAAACCAAAGGCAAAAUCUAGGGCCAGGUACCAUGAUUAUAGAGAAGGACCCAGAAUUAGAAAAGAAAGAAUUAGAGAAGAAACAAGGGCAGAUUCUAAGAGAAAGAAGAAAAAGACAAUUGAAGGAAAGAGAAAUCCAAGAAUCUCCAGAUACAACGUUUGAUGUACGUGGUAGUGCGUCUUCGAAGAAUCGUAGCCCAGCACCUUCGUCUUAUAGAGGUUCUAGACAAGAUGAAUACGAAGAAGAUGAUUUCUUAGUAGAUGACGACGAAGAGGAAGAAUUUGUUGGUGAUGAAGAUGAAGAGGAAGAGGAGGAGGAAGAAGAGGAGGAGGAAGAUGAGGAUGACAGAAAAGCAAAGCGAUUGAAAGAAAUAAAGAAAGGUGGGGCCCAAGAAUAUGCUGAUCGUGAAGAAAGUGAUAUGGAAGAAGGAUCGUCAAAGAGGAGGAAAGUUGCUGUACUGAGCGACGAUGAAGAAGAUGAAUAG
Naumovozyma dairenensis CBS 421 is the source of this 1413-nucleotide messenger RNA. RefSeq names its product Paf1-complex subunit LEO1 (gene LEO1). Gene Ontology annotation, cellular component: nucleus; Cdc73/Paf1 complex. NCBI's taxonomy places the organism in Eukaryota, Fungi, Ascomycota, Saccharomycetes, Saccharomycetales, Saccharomycetaceae. Gene Ontology annotation, biological process: transcription elongation by RNA polymerase II; positive regulation of transcription elongation by RNA polymerase II. The record is from RefSeq and is a predicted model, not a curated record. The transcript has a single exon. Gene Ontology annotation, molecular function: RNA polymerase II C-terminal domain phosphoserine binding. Bases 1 to 1413 code for a protein of 470 amino acids.